This is a messenger RNA of Amphibalanus amphitrite, 3453 nucleotides long. RefSeq names its product eukaryotic translation initiation factor 2-alpha kinase 1-like. The transcript is spliced from 4 exons. The record is from RefSeq and is a predicted model, not a curated record. Lineage: Eukaryota; Metazoa; Arthropoda; Thecostraca; Balanomorpha; Balanidae. Gene Ontology annotation, molecular function: protein kinase activity; ATP binding. Gene Ontology annotation, biological process: protein phosphorylation. Bases 219 to 2453 code for a protein of 744 amino acids.
GACGGUAAAGGAAGCAAGAAGUCCCUAGUGUUCCAUGUGCUGUUUGGUUUGAGUACCCAUUUCAAUUGUUUUUAACAUUCCUGCAGUUAUUUUGGGGGUGUCACACAAGCCUAUGGUUUUCCAAGUUAGUGUUACAUUUUUGAUGUACCUACCUGACUAGCCCCUUACACCUUGGCUGUGGUCUUCAUUAUGGUCAUUAUUGAGUGAUGAGCUGAACCAUGCCCACGCCGUGCCGGAGCGCUGGGUCGGUGCCGGUGGCCGGCCGGGGCCGCCGCCGGCCGCGCACCCUCGGCGCCCUGCCGCCGCUGCCGGCUCCCGUCACCGCACUGGACGGCGGCCCGGCGGGCGCCGCCGACUCGGGCACCGUGGCGCAGCUGAUCGAGACGGCCGUGCCCAGCUAUCUCACCAUCGAGGCGCUGGUGGAGCUGGCGUGUCGCUCGCAGCGCGGAACUGACUGGCGAUCCAUGUACACACUGGUACACCGACAGCUGGUCAGCAUGCGCCUGCUGCCGCCGCACAGCGACCAGCUGGACCCGCUGAGGCACAUGUACCAGAAGAUGUUCGCUGACCUGCUGGUGGCGGCUCACCGCGCCUCCCUGCCGGGCCCUCUGACGGACGCGCCGCUGCUCGGCCCGGCUCCCUCGGAGCCGUCCGCGCCGCUGCUGCACCCGUCCCGCUACCGGACCGAGUUCGAGGAGCUCUCGCUGCUGGGCAGCGGCGGGUUCGCCGUCGUCAGCCGGUGCCGCAGUCUGGUGGACAGACAGGAGUACGCCGUCAAGAGGAUCCCGUUCCGGUGCCGGUCGGCGGCCGCCGCCGAGCGGACGCUGCGCGAGGUGACCGUGCUCGCCUCGCUCGACCAUCCCAACAUUGUCAAGUACAACACGGCCUGGCUGGAGGCGGGCGGGCCGCGGCCGACCGGUCGGCAGGGAGCCGGCGGGUCAGACGCCUGGACCGAGCUGGCUGAGGGAGAGACGACCACCGGCGCCGGGUCGCUGGGGUCAGUGAGCGCGCUGCCAGAGCGGGAGCGUCUACCGGCCACCGAUAGCUCCGUGGGCUCUGAGGUGACGUGGGAGCGCGACUCGAACACUAAAAACCACACUGCUGAGGUGUUGAGUGCCGGACUGGAGUCGGCUCAGAACUCAAACGGCACGUCGAGUCAUGACAGCUCAUCGGGUGUUGUGUUCAACAGAGUCGCGGCGGCGUCCGCGCGAACCCCGGACAGUUCCGAGUCCCGACGGGCGGGGGCCGAUCCGCAGAGCUCCAAGGACCCGACAGCGUCCCGAACGGACGCCUCAGCGGCGCCUUUGUCACAGAACGGCUCGUCGGGAAGCUCUGCGCCCGCAGUGCUGCCUGCAGGAACCUUCGGUGCCCGAGGGACCGGCACCGCGCGCGGCGGCGGCGGCCGCUUCUGGGCGGGGUCCGGCAGCAGCUCCGGCUCGACGAGCGUCUCGUCGGCGGCCGCUCGGCACGCGCAGGCCACCCGGUCGCUGUCGGCAGCCUCGGCGUGCGCCGUGGCGCAGUGCUGCGUGCCCCGGUACCAGCGCAGCCUCUCCGCUCCAGCCGCCACCGCCGGAUGGCUGACGCUCUACAUCCAGAUGCAGCCGUGCGAGCGGACACUAAAGGACUGGCUGCAUGAUCGCAACCUGGCCCCGCCGCCGGCGUCUGCAGCCGCGGGGGACCGGCUGAGCCGUGUGGAUGCGGAGGGGUGCCGACGGCUGCUCAGGGACGUCCUGCUGGGACUUCACUUCAUUCACCAGCGCGGCAUCAUCCACCGCGACCUAAAACCGGCCAACAUCUUCCUGGCCUUCUCUGGGCGCGCGAUGAUCGGUGAUUUCGGUCUGGCGCGGGUCCGUGCGGCCGCUGGGGACUGCGCUGAGAGCUGUGGUGGAGGCAGUCCCCGACCUGGUGAACAGACCUGCGGUGUGGGUACGGCCACGUACGCUUCCCCCGAGCAGGCUGCUAGUGGAGAUUACGACCAGUCGACCGACCUCUACAGUCUGGGGGUGGUGCUGUACGAGCUGUUUGCGCCGUUCACCACGGCCAUGGAGCGCAGCGGCGAACUGCGCCGGCUGCGCCACGAGCGCCGCUGCGCUGAGGACGUGACGGCGCGCUGGCCGGCCGUGGCGGACGCCGUGCUGGCGCUGACAGACGACGAGCGCUCCCGCCGGCCGUGCGCGGCACACCUGCUCACCUCUCCGCUGUUCAGCAGCGCCGCCGACCGGCUGCUGCAGCUGGAGGCCGCCGCCGCCCACCAGGGCCGGCUGCUGGAGGCGCGGGCCGCCCGCGGCCGACAGCUGGCGCAGCAGCUGGACAGCUGCCGACACGAGGCGGCUGUCACCGAGCGGCUGCUGCGCAACACCUGCAACCAGCUGCGCCGCCAGCUGGCCGAGAGAGACCGAGAGGUCGAGAAACUCCGGGAGGUGCUGAGGCUGCACGGCAUCGAGCCGCCGUAGAUGCCGCCGACUUUGGAUGGUUGUGAGGCUUCGGUGGCUAGCUGGUAGCACGCUUUACGCACAGCUCUAAGAGGUAGCCAGCAUGAUCUCUUGAACAUCCACCCAAUUUUAAUUGGAACUGGAAGUAGUGGCCAGGACAGGGCGAUCGCUAGGGACCAUGGCCGAAAGCACCAAGGGAUUCCGUCGGAUUGACUGCCAGUCUCCCACCACGUCCAGUGACCCAGUGACCCUAGUCAUCAUUGCAGUCACAGUGAGCUUAUCGAAUGGACCGUGGUCUUGCUGAGCGGGUUUCCCUGCCUUGAGCUGUUUUUAGGAACGGUACUGUAAUGUUGGGUGAUGGUGGAACUCGUUAAUUGUUUGGAGUUUGUCCACCGAUAUAAAGGUGCCAUUGAAGCAAGAGCUGUGUAGAGUCGAGAGUGAUCACGGUGGUAGGCAUUAGAUGUUCCAACUGUUUGAAUUCUGGUCUGCUUAAUGCGUACUUAAGUCGAUGUGUGUACGUUUUUGGCGACAAGUUCUCGUUUGUGCAAUAUGCUCUGCUGCCAGGGACAUUGUUGGUGCCGUUUGGUGGAGAGAACGCUCAGGAAGUAUGUCUCAUUGACUCAUUGACUCGCGCUUGGCCAGGGUUGUCUCAGUGACCCACGCUCGGUGUCAGAUGGUGCCAGUUUCCAUUUGGAGUCUUUCACUCGGUGAGCGGGUCAUGUCAUGGGCGCUCUUUAGUUGGUAUAGUAUUUAUUGCUUGGUCUCGCCAGCUUUCAUCGAGUCAUUUCUUCUUUUUUAUUUACAUGAAAUAUAUGAAACAGGUUUGACCUGCUAUUCUGUAUGUUGAUAUUAAAGUUUAGAGGCGAAUGUGAUUCGACGAGACGAAGUUUGAAGAGCCUGCAGUCGCUUAGCGAUAGCCAGCGGCUUCAAAUGUUCUAGCGUUCACACUGAGAACUUAAGAAUUAGACCAUUACACACGCACACAAUGUAUUGGACCAAAUACACAGCAUUUUAUACACUC